Messenger RNA from Salvia hispanica, 2815 nucleotides. RefSeq names its product 65-kDa microtubule-associated protein 9-like. Gene Ontology annotation, cellular component: spindle; cytoplasm. Gene Ontology annotation, biological process: microtubule cytoskeleton organization. The record is from RefSeq and is a predicted model, not a curated record. Gene Ontology annotation, molecular function: microtubule binding. NCBI's taxonomy places the organism in Eukaryota, Viridiplantae, Streptophyta, Magnoliopsida, Lamiales, Lamiaceae.
UCGGGUCCUAACGGUCAAAUUUUCCAAAGUAUCGCACUCCCUAUUUCUCAGCUUUUCCUCGCAAAUCACAACUUUCGCCCAACACAAUUUAACGAGGCAAACGUAUGUAGCGUCUGCUUUUUGGUUUUCAGGUCUAGUCACCUUAAAAUGUCAGCAUGUCAAGGCGAUGUACUUUUGCGCAUGCAAUCAGCAUUUAGAUCUAUUCUAUAUGAAUUGCAGUUAAUAUGGGAGGAGAUUGGGGAAUCUGAUGAUGAAAGGGAUAAGACGAUAGUUGAACUUGAACAAGAAUGUUUAGAAGUGUUCAGAAGAAAAGUAGAUCGGGCUAACAUGCGUAGAGCUCAGUUGAGGCUGGCAAUUGCUGAUGCUGAAGCAGAGCUUGCUGCUAUCUGCUCUGAAAUAGGAGAGCAACCAGUGCAUAUCAGGCAGUUUGAUCAUAAACCUGAAAGCUUGAAGGCUGAACUCAGAAUGAUCCAACCACUGAUAGAGGAGUUGAGAAAGAGAAAAAAUGCUAGGAAGAAUCAAGUGUCUGAGGUCCUAACUGAGAUGCAGAGCAUAAAGAAUGAAAUUUGUAUCUCAAAUGGGGUUUCCUCUAAUGAACCAAUAACCAUUGAACCUGAUCUUUCGAUAAAGAAGCUUGAGGAAUUGCACAGAGACUUGAGGGCACUUCAAAUGGAAAAGAAAAAGUGUCAGAAGAUGACACAGGACCGCCUGAACUCUUUGCACUCUCUGUGUGUGGUGCUUGGUUUGGAUUUCAAAAAAGUUGCUAAUGAAAUCCAUCCGAGUUUAGGAGAAGCUAAAAGCUCAAAAAAUAUUACUAACAGUACUAUAGAGCAACUGGGGACUGCUAUACAACAACUAAGAGAGCUUAAAUUACAGCGAAUGCAGCAGUUACAAGACCUUACGGCUUCAUUGUUGGAGCUCUGGAACUUAAUGGACACACCAACCGAAGAGCAACAGAUAUUUCAGAAAGUUACUUGUAAGCUCGCUGCUUCAGAAGACGAGAUAACAGAGCCCAACAUGCUUUCUAUUGGCCACAUUAAUUAUGUCGAGGCAGAAGUUUCUCGCUUGGAAGAGUUGAAAGAAAGCAAGAUGAAGGAACUUGUUCUGAAGAAGAGGGAUGAGUUGGAGGCCAUUUGUAGGAAGACUCAUCUUACUCUGGAGAGAGAUAGUGCAAUGGCGAUGGCAAUGGAAAUGCAUGCUACUGAAUCUGGAUCUGUUGAUGCUGCUUGUGUGCUUGAUGCAAUUGAGCUUCAAAUAGCUAGAGCUAAAGAGGAGGCUCUCAGCAGGAAAGAAAUUCUCGAGAAGGUUGAGAAGUGGAUGGCUGCGCGUGAAGAGGAAAGCUGGCUCGAAAAAUAUAAUAGGGACGGUAAUAGGUAUAAUGCUGGGAGAGGUGCUCAUCUUACACUUAAACGUGCUGAAAAGGCUCGUGCUUUGGUCAAUAAGCUUCCAGCAAUGAUGGAUACACUUGCUUCAAAAAUCUUAGCUUGGGAAAAUGAGAGAGGAAUUGACUUCAUUUAUGAUGGCGUCCGUGUGCUUACUAUCAUUGAAAGUUAUAAAGUUCUCAGGAAAGAUAAAGAAAUGCAGCGGAAAAGACAGAGGGACCAAAAGAAACACCAAGGACAGUUAUUAACGGAGCAGGAAGCUGUUUAUGGUUCAAAGCCUAGUCCCAUAAAGAACCCCAAUGUGAAGAAAGCACCUAGAUUAUCAUAUGCUGGGGCAAGUAAUAGAAAAUUAUCUCUUGGUGAACCUAUGCUACAGUCUCAUGUGACCCCAGCAGUGAAAGCUAUACCUAAUAUUCGGACCGCCAAGAAAAAGGAGUGUAUAAAUCAGAAAGCACCUAGAUUAUCAUAUGCUGGGGCAAACAGUAGAAAAGUAUCUCUUGUUGAACCUAUGCUGCAGUCUCAUGUGACCCCUGAAGUGAAAGUUAUCCCUAAUAUUCUAACCACCAAGAAAAAUGAGUGUAUAAAUCAGAAAGCACCUAGAUUAUCAUAUGCUGGGGCAAGUAGUAGAAGAGUAUCUCAUGUUGAACCUAUGCAGCAGUCUCAUGUGACCCCUGCAGUGAAAGUUAUCCCUAAUAUUCGGACCACCAAGAAAAAUGAGUGCGCAGAUCAGAACUGUCGCAAAGAUGAUAGACAUGCAGCUUCCUCAUCGGUUCCGAGAAGAGGUCUGAACCAGGCUGGCGUUACCACAAAACAACAUUCUUCCAACUUAUCAAAUGCUCGUGAAGCAGAGCGACAAUUGAUGCGAAAGCCUUUCUCUCCUCUUUCUUCAGCAAAUCCAUCAAAAACAACUGCAGCAAAUGUCAUGGAAGACUUGAACAGGAAACACGAUGAGUUAUGGCAGAAGCUGCUUACAAUCAAUAGGACCCCUCCCAAUAUUAAGUUGAGAGCUGAGCAAGAGAAUAGAACACCUCAGAAGACACCAACAACUGCACCUUUAACACCCACAGCAAUAUCCAUUCCAAUGCAGACAGCUGUAACACCAGCUUCCAUCAAGACGACAUCCAUUGCUCGAGUUGAAGAGGAGCUUGAGUACUCGUUCGAGGAGAGGAGAGCUCAUUUUGUGCUCCCUAAAUCACCUCUGAUUAAUGUGGCGCGAGUUUGAAAUAUGAACAUUGAUCAUGGCCUUAAGUUAUACUGAGUUAUUUGAUUAUUCAAUGUUGUAAAUACAGGUGAGUUCUACUGUUCUUUUCUUGUGUGCGUAGUGUGUAUACAGUAUAGAGGCUCUCGAAUUUGGAUGUUGUAGCGAGUUUCCAACUCCAACAUUUAUUUAUAAUACUAGUAAUUUUUUUGGAAGGUUGAUUCCAUUUGUUUCA